Molecule: messenger RNA, 459 nt
Organism: Schistosoma mattheei
Lineage: Eukaryota; Metazoa; Platyhelminthes; Trematoda; Strigeidida; Schistosomatidae
Source: the annotation of a GenBank genome assembly
AUGGAUCUUAUGCUACCAGAAAAGUUCCAGCACAUUCUUCGUGUUAUGAAUACGAAUAUCGAUGGCCAACUUAAAAUAAUGUAUGCCAUAACUUCAAUUAAAGGUGUUGGCCGACGAUAUGCCAAUGUAGUAUGUAAAAAAGCUGAUAUCGACCUUAACAAGCGUGCUGGUGAACUAACUGAAGAUGAGGUUGAAAAGCUUGUAACAGUUAUGAGUAAUCCAAGGCAGUACAAGAUCCCUGAUUGGUUUCUAAACAGACAGAAAGAUGUCGACGAUGGCAAACACUCACAAUUGAUGUCCGGUGCUUUGGAAACUAAGCUACGUGAGGAUCUUGAGCGAUUAAAAAGGAUAAGAUCUCAUCGGGGUAUACGUCACUAUUGGGGAUUGCGAGUUCGCGGUCAACACACAAGAACAACUGGACGACGUGGACGAACAGUUGGUGUAUCUCGAAAGAAAUAA